ACACACACACACACACACACACACACACACACACACGAGUAGUAUAUAAUUAACGCACUAGGAAAAUGUCACUUCAUUCGCUUGCAGCGUGCUCACCAACAUCUGCGGAAUGAGGUUCUUGGUCGCCUUCGUUGGCCUGUUGUGUGUGGCGAGAGCAGCAUUAUCCUUCCAUCUUCCUGCUGCCCAAUCCCCACUCUCCCUUGGCCUUCUUGCUGGGGAUGUGGCUGUUGACCGGGGGAUCUCUCCACGCCUUAUGGCCACUGAUGAUGAUGGUGAUUCACGUAUGAUGAGGGACGCCUCUGCUUCUGAUUCAGCUUCAUCUUCUGAAGAGGCUGAUGAUUCUAGCAAUUCGUCUUCACGCAUGAUGAGGGACGACUCUACUUCUGAAGAGGCUGAUGAUUCUAGCAAUUCAUCUUCACGCAUGAUGAGGGACGACUCUACUUCUGAAGAGGCUGAUGAUUCUAGCAAUUCGUCUUCACGCAUGAUGAGGGACGACUCUACUUCUGAAGAGGUUGAUGAUUCUAGCAAUUCAUCUUCACGCAUGAUGAGGGACGACUCUACUUCUGAAGAGGCUGAUGAUUCUAGCAAUUCGUCUUCACGCAUGAUGAGGGACGACUCUACUUCUGAAGAGGUUGAUGAUUCUAGCAAUUCAUCUUCACGCAUGAUGAGGGACGACUCUACUUCUGAAGAGGCUGAUGAUUCUAGCAAUUCGUCUUCACGCAUGAUGAGGGACGACUCUACUUCUGAAGAGGUUGAUGAUUCUAGCAAUUCAUCUUCACGCAUGAUGAGGGACGACUCUACUUCUGAAGAGGCUGAUGAUUCUAGCAAUUCGUCUUCACGCAUGAUGAGGGACGACUCUACUUCUGAAGAGGUUGAUGAUUCUAGCAAUUCAUCUUCACGCAUGAUGAGGGACGACUCUACUUCUGAAGAGGCUGAUGAUUCUAGCAAUUCAUCUUCACGCAUGAUGAGGGACGACUCUACUUCUGAAGAGGCUGAUGAUUCUAGCAAUUCGUCUUCACGCAUGAUGAGGGACGACACUACUUCUGAAGAGUUUGGUGAUUCUAGCAAUUCGUCUUCACGCAUGAUGAGGGACGACUCUGAUUCUGAUUCUGCUUCAUCUUCUAAUGAGUCUGAUGAUUCUAGUAAUUCUGGUUCUUACUCACGUAUGAUGAGGGAUGACUCUGAUUCUGAUUCUGAUUCUGGUUCUAGUGUUUCUAAUGAUUCACGCAUGAUGAGGGACGCCUCUGUUUCUGAUUCUGCUUCAUCUUCUAAUGAGUCUGAUGAUUCUAGUAAUUCUGGUUCUAACUCACGUAUGAUGAGGGAUGACUCUGAUUCUGAUUCUGGUUCUAGUGUUUCUAAUGAUUCACGCAUGAUGAGGGACGCCUCUGAUUCUGAUUCUGCUUCAUCUUCUAAUGAGUCUGAUGAUUCUAGUAAUUCUGGUUCUUACUCUCGCAUGAUGAGGGAUGACUCUGAUUCUGAUUCUGGUUCUAGUGUUUCUAAUGAUUCACGCAUGAUGAGGGACGCCUCUGAUUCUGAUUCUGAUGAUGAUUCAACUUCUGAUGAUUCUAGUAACUGAUGAUGGUUAUGAUGACUCAUGCAUGACGAAAGCCGACCCAGAUUCAAAUGUGGACAAUGAUUCUGAGGAAGAUGAUUUUAAAUCUAAUGAGUCUGAACCUGAAGAUGAUGAUAAGUGACGAGAAUAAGUAAGAGGGAUAGUGACAUUUCUAAUUCAAGAGAAACAGUGAUCUUUGUAACCGAGAAGAACCACUGAUCCCUUUAAAGAGAACCAAUAAUCUCUAUGACUCAAGAGAAAAAAAUAUCCCUCCGAUUCAAGAAAACUAAGGAUGCGUCCAGUAGAGAACUAAUGAUCCCUGUAAUUCAGAAGAACCAAAGUUGCCUCCAAAUCAAGAGAAAGAGUUACAGAGACAUUGAGACUGACAGCGAGCACUGAUACCUACGAUACCACUGAUGCCUUCUCAUUUGCAAUCAUACAUGUAAACAUGAAAAGUAAAUAAAGUAUUUAUUGGCUAA
Molecule: messenger RNA, 2031 nt
Organism: Scylla paramamosain (green mud crab)
Lineage: Eukaryota; Metazoa; Arthropoda; Malacostraca; Decapoda; Portunidae
Product: dentin sialophosphoprotein-like
Exons: 4
Coding region: 110-1576 (488 amino acids)
Source: RefSeq, a predicted model, not a curated record